Molecule: messenger RNA, 1765 nt
Organism: Didymodactylos carnosus
Lineage: Eukaryota; Metazoa; Rotifera; Eurotatoria; Philodinida; Philodinidae
Source: the annotation of a GenBank genome assembly
ACAAAAAAAAAAAACCUUGGUAAAAAAAUCAAAAAAAAAAAAAAGAAGAAAAGAAAAUUUAUCCUCCUGUGUAAUCAAAUUAUUUAUUCAAAAAUUAUACACAUCUAGUAACCCAAAGAUCACUAUUUAUAGACACUGGUACACUAAUUAUACAUUGUUGAAGAUAUCAAUAUAAUUAGUGGGAGGAUGUGUCUACUACACUCUCUUUUUUUCUUUUUUAACAGUCGCAAAAUAGACAAAUUACUGUUAGAAACGAGAUUGAACAUUGAACAGAGUGAAUUGUCGAAUAAAUAUUCGUUGUACAAUAAUAAAAAUUGUCAUUAUUGUUUAUAUUUAAAAUAGAGACAAAUUGUAUCAGAGUUAAGGUUAUAUCUAAGCUCUACAGGGUGAGUAAGAACAUUUCUUUUUUUUAAUCAAAAAUUCUUCAUGAGAUUUUACAGAUAUAGUUUUUUUUUGUUUUUAAAAAUAUGUUCAAUUAUCUUAGAAGUCAUGAAGUGUUCGCGUAGUGAUCGUGCUUUUUUUGCAUUUAUUUUUAGUAUUUUUCAUUUGACAUAAACACGAAUCGCUUGCACUAUUUGAAAAGAGCAAAAUUUUUUGCUACAUGUUGAGAAAUACAACGACCUUUUCUUUAAAAAUUUUUUGAUUCUAAAAAUAAAAUCCUUUUAUAAAUAAAAAGAAGCAUGAGAGAGAGAGAGAGACAAAAAAAAAGAAAUAGUUAUCAGACAUUAUCUUACAAUGAUUGAUAUUCUCUGUUACAAAAGUUCUGCUAUUUUACUUACAUUUUGUUGUUGUUCUUCUUCUUCUUUUAUCUAUUUUUUAUACUGUUAGUAAGAGAAUUGAAACAAGUCUGUUUAACCUUCCACAAUGAAUUUGUUUCAACAAAAAUAUUUGUCAAAACUAAAAAAACAUCAUAAGAGAAUUAUACAUUUAAAAGAUUAUUUUUGUUUUCGUUCAGACGUUCAUUUAUUGAACAUAGAAAAUAUAUUUUAAAAUCAAUAUUUUUUUGUACAAAAAUGAUUUAUUAGUAUAGGAGAGAAAUGAUGAAUCAUUGGAAAAAAAUGAAGCUAAUGAGCCUAUUUUAAAAUUGAAGUAACAUACCGUUAGUUAAAAUAUGUGUCUAUGCUGAAAAAGAGAGACACAAUAGUCAAAGAAAUACAAUGUACAAAUUGAAUGUGUGUAAUAUUAAAAAAAAAAUGAAAUGAAUAAUUUCUGUUUUUUGUUUGUUUAUUUCUUUUCUUUUUUUCUUUUUCUCGUAUUCAUAGGCGUAUUUACAAAUGUUUCAUCGACAAAUAAUGAGUCAUCAUCAUAUACGACAGAUAUAUCAUCUCAUUCAAAUUUAAAUACUGGACAACGUCAUAGUAUAAGUGGAAGUAACGAAAAAAUGUUUACAACUGAAACUGUAUCAUCAUCAUUAUCUCCUCCAAAACAUUCAUCAUAUUUACGUCAACAACGUACAAGUGAUAAUCAACAAACAACAAUUCAACCCGAUUCAACAAGUUAUGAUAGUGAUAUAGAUAAAUCAACAGAGGAUUUAGAUUUUGAUGAUGAACAUGAUGAAGAAAAAUUACAAAAAGAUGAAGAUGAAGAAAAACGAAUUAUUUCUCGUCAACAAAAUGUAUUAUGGUGUAUUGUUCAAGAAUGGGUUAGAAAAGAAGAAACAUAUAUUACACAAUUGGAUAAUUUACUAUUUCAAGUAACAAAAUUACACCAAAAACAUUUUAUCUAUCUCGUUUAUUUUUUUUUAACUAAUUCUUUAUUUUUGUGA